AAUACAAUAAAAGUGGGGUGUCUAUAGACGGAGAUCGAAACGAAUGCAACUGCCGUAAUUGGAUGUCAGAUCUGCUUGAGUCAUAAAGAGAUGGAUUUGAUAAUUAUAUAAAAGCCAUGUUUAUUUUUACUCUUUUACUUUUCUUCCGUAUACAAUCAUGUCUCCACGCGUACUUAAUUUUGGCGCUGGCCCAGCAAAGAUUCCUCGUGAAGUCCUGGAAAAGGCGCAAAGAGAGUUUUUAAAUGUCAACGGUACUGGCAUGUCCGUCAUGGAGCUUUCUCAUCGUUCCAAACCGUUUGGCGCCAUUUUAGCCAAAACCAAAGCCGACUUGAAAGAAAUUAUGAAUAUUCCUGACAACUACAAGAUUCUGUUUAUGCAAGGUGGAGCCACAACCGAGUUUGCCUGUAUUUUUUACAACUUGAUCGCGGCCAAGCAGGAAGCGCUUCGAAAAGCAGGCAAAGAAGGUGAGGAAAUCGUGAUCGACUACCUUGUGUCGGGUGCAUGGUCAAGCAAGGCAGCACAGGAAGCUGAGCGUUUGAAGCCUACAGUGACAGGAAAUCCUGUACGUGUCCAUCGUGUGUUUGACGUGAAGGCAAGUAAGGGCAAAUAUGGCUCAAUUCCUGACGCCUCUGAAUGGCAAUUGAGCGACCCAAAAAAGAAUAACGUCGCUUAUGCAUACUAUUGCGAUAAUGAAACUGUUCAUGGCGUCGAAUAUCCAUCUGUACCUGAAGUGGAUCCCUCCGUACCUUUGGUGGCCGAUAUCUCCAGUAAUUUCUUAUCUCGACCUAUCGAUGUCUCCAAAUUUGGCGUGAUAUAUGGUGGAGCACAAAAGAAUCUAGGCCCUUCUGGUGUGACAAUUGUUAUUGUCCGUGAUGACCUCUUGGUCGAUUUGACGGUUGGACCAAUUCGUCCAUUGAUGCUUGAUUUUAAGACAAUGGCAGAUAAUGAUUCAAUGUACAACACGCCUCCUACCUUUGCCAUCUAUAUGGUUGGACUCACCUUAGAGUGGCUCAAGGAACAAGGAGGAUUAGAAGUGAUAACUGAACAGAAUAAGCGCAAAUCAGAUAAGUUAUACAAGGUGAUUGAUGACUCAUACCUCUACACAAGCCCUGUUGAACCAGCCUGUCGCAGUCGUAUGAAUGUUGUAUUUAAGUUACCAAAUGAAGAACUAGAAAAGGAAUUCUUGAAAGGAGCAGAAGAGAGAAAUAUGCAACAAUUGAAAGGACAUCGUUCAGUUGGGGGAAUUCGAGCUUCUAUUUAUAACGCAUUACCAGAAGAAGAAGUGGACGCAUUAAUUGCAUACAUGGCUGAAUUUGAGAAAGCUCAUAUUGUUAGUUAAAUCUUGUUCAACUUUUGUGUUUACAUAAAACUUGUAUAAUUUACUUAAAUUUGUUAUGAAAAUGAAAAAUAGUAUUCAUUUGGAUGCAUGGAUACAGUGAUUUGAAACAAGCUUGAUACUUCCAGAAGACGAUUUUACUUUAAAUGCAACAAAAAUACUGACUCAAACUCAAACUUAUCUUGGCCAAAUAGUAACGUCUUCUAUAUGUCAUUUAAGUUUAUGUGGUACACUAUUUUCGGAAAGAGGUGUCGCGCUGACUUGUCGCUUUUU
Molecule: messenger RNA, 1609 nt
Organism: Rhizopus microsporus ATCC 52813
Lineage: Eukaryota; Fungi; Mucoromycota; Mucoromycetes; Mucorales; Rhizopodaceae
Product: phosphoserine aminotransferase
Exons: 3
Coding region: 158-1339 (393 amino acids)
Biological process (GO): L-serine biosynthetic process
Cellular component (GO): cytoplasm
Molecular function (GO): pyridoxal phosphate binding; O-phospho-L-serine:2-oxoglutarate transaminase activity
Source: RefSeq, a predicted model, not a curated record